AUGCGGGCGGCGUUACUCAUCCAGCGCUGGUACCGGCAGUACGUGGCCCGACUGGAGAUGAGGCGGCGCUGCACGUGGAACAUUUUCCAGUCGAUCGAGUACGCAGGGGAACAGGAUCAGAUCAAGCUGUACAAUUUCUUCGGCUACCUCAUGGACCACUUCACUCCUGCCAGCAAUGAAAGGAAGCUGAUCUCACACAUAUUUCGCGAGACGGAGGUCUUCCUGGACGCCGAAUGGGAGCGCUACUUCUGCUACAAGGACAUCGUGGUGCCGGACAUCUACACUGGACCUUACCUGACCUUUCCUUUGAGUGUCAGCAAUGUCACCGAUCUAGUGGAUGCCUUCAAACAAAAACAACAGCUCCAUUCUCGGUACGUCCUCCAGCUCCUCGGGGAAACAUGGAGAUUGCUCCGGGUUCUGCCAAACAUCAACAUGGUGUCUACACGCCACAGCAAGGAGAUAACCAUCUGUGGAGACCUUCACGGACAACUGGAAGAUCUCCUCCUGGUCUUCUAUAAGAACGGCUUGCCGUCCAAAGAGACGCCGUACGUCUUCAACGGAGACUUUGUGGAUCGAGGGAAAGACUCCAUUGAGAUCCUGCUGAUCCUGUUUGCCUUCCAGCUGGUGUAUCCCAACGACGUCCAUCUCAACAGAGGAAACCAUGAAGACCACAUAGUCAAUCUGAGGUACGGGUUCACCAAAGAGGUGCUUGGGAAGUACAGGGUUCAUGGGAAGAAAAUCCUAAAACUGCUCCAGAAGAUAUUUAGCUGGUUGCCCUUGGCAACCGUCAUUGACCAGAAAGUGCUGAUUCUUCACGGAGGAAUCUCAGACACCACCGACCUCCACCUCAUCACCAAGCUGGAGAGACACCGAUACGUCUCAGCACUGAGGCCCCCGAAGCGUCCCCGGCAGACCCCGAAGCCCUCGGACAGAGACGAGGAGCGCUACAGCACCUCCAGCAGGAAACGAGUGCGCUCUUUAACGUACGAGCGACGCCCCCUGCAGACCUACCACAUUCGCACGAGUCCCUCUGUGGAGGAGGAGCUUCAGGAAUGUAGGAGGUGGGCGGGGCUUAGCGCCUCCUGCGACAGGCUUAAUUUCUUUUCCUCGGACUCGGAUCCCGACUCAGUAGAAGCUCCAGAGACGGAUGCAGAGGAGUGGAAGCAGAUAGUGGACAUGUUAUGGAGUGACCCGAUGCCGCAGGACGGCUGCGUCCCAAACGAGGUGCGAGGAGGCGGCUGUUACUGGGGUCCUGACGUCACUCGCAAAGUCCUCGACCGCCACAACCUGCAGCUGCUAAUCCGAUCCCACGAGUGUAAACAGGACGGAUACGAGUUCUGUCAUGACCGCAGGGUUCUGACCAUUUUCUCUGCAUCUAACUAUUACGAAGUGGGCAGCAACAGAGGAGCCUAUGUAAGAUUAGGACCAGACUUAAACCCUCAUGUUAUCCAGUACCAGGCCAGCAGAUCCACCAGAGAACUGACCCUGAGACAGAGUGUUGGACGGACGGAGCGUUCGGCUAUCCAAGCCUUGAGAGAACAGCUCUUUGCUCAUAAAUCAGAGCUCAUCAGUGCCUUUCAGGAGUAUGACCCAGAGCACACAGGCAUGAUCUCCAUGAAGCACUGGGCUGCUGCCAUGGAGUCGGUGCUGCGACUCGGCCUGCCGUGGAGAGUCCUGCGAUCCCAGCUGGUGGGCAGCAACACGCAGGACGGCACGCUCAACUACCUCCAGUGGUUCCGAGAACUGGACCUCACUGAGCCCAACAGCGAGCUUGCUCACACAGGGCUCCUGGAAACCAUGUACAGACAUCACUCCAAUCUAGAGACCAUCUUCAGAAUUAUAGACACUGACCACUCAGGACUCAUCUCACUGGAGGAGUUCCGUCAGACGUGGAAGCUGCUGAGCUCGCACCUGAAGAUGGAGAUCAGUGACCAGGCCAUAUCAGACCUGGCCAUUAGCAUCGACUUCAACAAGGAUGGCAGCAUCGACAUCAACGAGUUCAUGGAGGCCUUCAGGCUGGUGGAGAACACGGUCGGAGCCGUGACCUCUGACCUCUUACAGAACAAAAGCCCCUCAUCGAGCCUCGAUGAGUCUGACCACAGAAACUGUUUGGAAAUGUGAAUCUCUGAACAUUGAAAUAAAAUGACUCGAAAUAUCAAAGAGCUCAAAAUAUACAUAUACACCGGUCAGCCAUAACAUUCUGACCACUGACCGGUGAAGUGAAUUAGACUGAUGAUCUCCUCAUCAUGGCACCUGUUAGUGGGUGGGAUAUAUUAGGUAGAACUGCAGCUCUUGUGGGGUGUUCCUGGUCUGCAGUGGUCAGUAUCUAUCAAAAGUAUCCUGUAAGUCCUGUAAAUUGCAAGGUGGGGCCUCCAUGGAGGAUCUGCUACUAACAUCUUGGUGCCAGAUCCCACAGCUCACCUUCAGGGAUCUAGUGGAGUCCAUGCCUCGAUAGGUCAGGACUGGUAUAUAUUAGGCAGGUGGUCAUAAUGUUAUGGCUGAUUUAACAUUGCAUGCAAAUAUAUUCCAGUGCUUUGAAUUCAGCAGCGUUUUAAUUUCAUUAUAAAGAAUUAUUGCUGAAUUAUUAUAACAUUUCCUUAACCUUUAUUAUCCAUAAGGUCAAGCAUAACAUUGAACUGAAUCUACUUUAGAUUUCUUUUUCAUAGUUUUCUUAUAAAGACUGAAUUAAAAUAAUCUCAGCUUGUUUACUGCAUAAACAAAUAUGACUAAUAAAUAAAUAAAAUUACACACAAGACUCGAACAUCAUCAGCAAAUGAGUAUCUCUGUCAGAAACAAACUCACAACUCGAAACUGGGAAUUCUGAACUCGGAACUGGGAAGUCUGAACUCGGAACUGGGAAGUCUGAAAUGUAAGGAAUAUUGAUGUAAAAAUCCACUUUUUUAA
Messenger RNA from Hemibagrus wyckioides, 2904 nucleotides. Its product is annotated as serine/threonine-protein phosphatase with EF-hands 2-like. The coding region runs from base 1 to 2121 and encodes 706 amino acids. The record is from RefSeq and is a predicted model, not a curated record. Gene Ontology annotation, cellular component: cytosol; nucleus. Gene Ontology annotation, biological process: negative regulation of MAPK cascade; detection of stimulus involved in sensory perception. Gene Ontology annotation, molecular function: calcium ion binding; Hsp90 protein binding; protein serine/threonine phosphatase activity. NCBI's taxonomy places the organism in Eukaryota, Metazoa, Chordata, Actinopteri, Siluriformes, Bagridae. The transcript is spliced from 15 exons.